This is a messenger RNA of Cyanistes caeruleus (blue tit), 4926 nucleotides long. RefSeq names its product phosphatidylinositol specific phospholipase C X domain containing 1 (gene PLCXD1). Gene Ontology annotation, molecular function: phosphoric diester hydrolase activity. The record is from RefSeq and is a predicted model, not a curated record. Gene Ontology annotation, biological process: lipid metabolic process. Lineage: Eukaryota; Metazoa; Chordata; Aves; Passeriformes; Paridae.
CCAGUGCCUGGAGCACCUCUUCCCUCUCCUCCUACACUGGCCCUGGUAGUUCUCUCACAUAUCUGUACUCCUCCUUUCCUGGCUGCUGUUGCACAGCAACUUUUUUCCCCUUCCUGAAUCUGUUUCCCCAGAGUCUCUACCACUGUUGUUGAUGUGUUCAACCUUGUUGAGCAUCAGGCCCACCCUGGAGCCAGCUGGCGUUGGCUCUGUUCUACAUGGGGAAAGUUCCUGAUAGCUUCUCACAGAAAUCAGCUCUGUAGACUCCCCCACUACCAAAAUCAUGCCAUACAAACCCAACACAGCAGUUUAUCACAGUACUCUGUGUAGGAUGAAAUUACAUGUCUGGAAAAGUGGAAUAAAGAAACAGUUCUCAUUUGUGAAGUUUAACAUUUAGUCAUGAGAGGCGGCAGCUAAUGGUCGCAGUUUCAUUUCUCCAGACGAGCCUUGGUUUCUCCCUAAAGGCUGCCCCUCACACAUGAGGCAGCAGCUGAGUUUAGAGGUGGCAGUGUGAACAUCUAGGGCAUUGUGUGGGAGAGCAGGAGAAAACCUGGUCCAGUCACUUUUGUACAGCACUUGAUCAGCAGAUGGCAAUGGUGCAGCUCCUGCCAUGCACUGCCACUGGCUGCCAUCCCCAGUCUCAGGGUACUGUGGAAGAAGAAGAGGAAGAGGAGAAUGAGAUGUGCAUCUCUCACAUGUUUAUGUUUGCAGGACUGCAGCAUGUCUUGGUCUUGCAGUUUCUACUCUCUGCCAGCUUUUCUCACGCCCAGCAGGACACUCUUUGGGAAGUGUCCUGGUCCUGCAGGGGCAAUGAUGGCAGCUGAGAACCUGGGGCCUCUGGGCUCUGGCUGGGUAAUGCCAAGGGGUCUCUUGUACAGCUCAGCAAAGCUAAUUGCAGGGUUGAUGCCUCUGCAGGGACUUCCUCAGCAUGUGCUAUCCUGACUCCAUGGUGAAUGGGAGAAAGGCACCACCAUGGCAGAAACCCAGCUUUUUUCUGCCAGCUGUGAGGCUGUGCCUGUCUUAGCCUGAGCAAGGCAGUGAGAGCACUUGGCAGGAGGAGAGUGGCAGCAGGCAAACCUGCACCCUUGGACACAUCCUGGGGGUGCUGUCAGUGCAGAGGAGCCUGUGCUGGGACAACCUCCCGGCAAGACUUAAGGGUUUUGCUAUGGGCCCUUGGGAUGAUGGGUACCUGCUCUGGGGGAGUGUGGGUGGCUUUGGGGAAUUGGAGAGCCCCAAAGGCUCUGGAAAGGGAGCUGCAAAUUUCCCCCCUCAAAAGAGGAAAAUCAGUGCUUACAGUCAGGUUUCUAGUCUGCAUACAGGACCUGCAUAAGUGUUGCCAUAUGCUGUCUCACAGGUCCUGUCAGCUUCAGAGCUGGAGAAGAGAGACCAUUCAGUCUUUAUUAAACAGCAGUGCUGUUUUAAGCACCUGCAGCCCCUGUCCACACUGAUGCUACUUGGUACAGAGACUAGAGCAGAGCAGCUGAGGGUGAGCAGUGCUGUGCAUUCUGAUAAAGUGUGAAACAGCAAAAGGUGACAAAAUGAGCUGCAGACAUCUGUUGUCUGAACAAGGGUGUGUGGGGGACAGAAGCUCAUCAUGUUAAAGUGCAGAGCCAGAGGAUGAGUGAGUUGAUCUGCCUGAUAUCUGAACAUCUUUCUAAGAAUAAGAUUAGCUGAUGUAGCAUAUAGAGACCAUUUGUCUUUUUCAACUCAAAGACACACCAAAGGCACAGCAAGGCAGGCUAGGCAAGUGAUGCUAUGUGCAUACACCAGUAUAAAAGCAGAUUGUAUCUUUUUGUGUGGUAUGGACAUAAAACUUAGGAAUGCAAUUCCUAAAGUUGCCUUUCAGAUGACCCUAUGUGACUGUCAAAAGAAGAAAAAAAAUCUAUUGCACCAUGUUUAAGGAAAUGUUCCUCAUAUAAGUGCUGUGGCUCUCCAGUAUAUAUGGAAAAACAAGCCGCCUCCUAGGAGAAACUAUCUUGAAUGGAUGUGCUAAGGUGCAGCAAAAGGGACAAGGGACCAGUGAGGGUAUUUGCAGAGUACAAAAUCUCAAAAAUACAUUAUCUGACUAUGGUUGCUGUAGCAGACAAGAAGGAAUAAUUUAUAUUGGCAGCUUUUAAAAAAGGCAUUAAAAAGGAAGCUGUGAUAUUAAUGAUGGUAAUCACUGUGCCAUGAUCUAAAAGAAACUCUCACAUUAGCUGUGACAAAGCCUUGAAAGCAGUGAAAAGAAGGAUGGCUCUAAUCCCCACUCCACCAACUGAACUAAGAAUAUCCUAGGGAAAAAAAACCCCACAACACAGUGAACUUCUAUUUGUGUUCUGCGCAAUCGAGGAUAUCAUAGAAUGAAAAAUGAACAGAAUAACUCUAGUAGACCCUGGUGAUGCCAUGAUUUCUCAUCUGGGUUCCAUCCACUGGCACUCCUCCAUGACCACUGCAAAUUUUUCAGAAGAUCCCAGAGAAGAACAGUUCCAGAGUAGUUUCAGGAAGGUCAGACCAAACUGAAAUACUUAUGAUUGUGGACUUGUAGGGAUGAUAAAAACAUCUUUGAUGUUCUACAAAGCAGGAAUAAGGAGAGGAAAGUCUUCCUCUUUGACCCCAGAUGCUGGCAUGACCUGCAAAUCCAGUGUCCCGACAUCUUUGUAAAGGCUUUUCACAGAGGUACUCCUGUGGCACCUGGUUUGAUCCUUCAAGAACACCCUAUGAAGUCCCAGAGCACAUACCAAUGGAAGGCCCUUUGCAAACCUUCGUUCACGUGUGUCAUGAAAAUGGUCAAUGGAUGUCACGGUUACCAGAGAAGCUCUGGGAUAUUCCCCUCUAUAACUUAGCUCUUCCAGGGAGUCACGACACUAUGACCUACUGUUUGGAUAAAAGCUCUGCUGUUAGUGGCAAUGAGUCCAAGCUGGUGAAGUUUUUAAGCAAAUGUCUGCCCUGCAUUGUACACCCCAUUAUCAUGAAGUGGUCUAUAACACAGGUCCUGACUGUGACAGAGCAACUUGAGUCUGGAGUUAGAUACCUGGAUUUCAGGAUUGCCCACAAGGCUAAUGAUCCAUCUAUGAAUUUGUACUUUGUGCAUAUGGUUUACACAACUGUUACCGUGCAGGAUAUUCUGUGGGAAAUAUUGAGGUGGUUAGAAACUCAUCCUCAGGAAGUUGUUAUUAUAGCCUGCAGAAACUUUGAUGGAUUAACAAAAAGACAUCAUAAUCAUCUUGUUGCCUGUAUAAAAUCAGUUUUCCAGUGUAAACUGUGUCCUAGAAAUGUGGUACCAACACUGCGGACCAUGUGGCACCUCGGCCAUCAGGUUAUAGUCUCGUACGAAGAGGAAGUGGAACUGGAGAAGCACUGUGAGCUGUGGCCCCCCAUCCCAUACUGGUGGGGAAACAAAACAUCCACUCGUGCUCUUAUCCGCUAUUUGGAGCGCAUGAAGCGGAUGGGCCGUCCAGGAAAAUUCUUUGUGGCAGGGAUUAACCUUACUGAAAAUUUAAGAUAUAUUCUUGUACACCCAUUUGGAUCAUUGAAGAAAAUGACACUCCAGAGUCUUCCAUGCUUGAAAAUCUGGAUAAAGCAGCAGUAUCCAGGACAAAAAAAAAAAUGUAUUAACAUAAUUGCUGGAGACUUUAUAGGAAACAAUGAUUUUGUCAAAGAUGUGAUAGAACUUAACACAAAAAUUAAUCCUCCACUGCACUGCCAAAGUGAACUGGAACAAAUAGCAUUUAAUUCUCAACUUCCUAAUCUAUGAAAAGUUGAAAAGCCUUUGUCUGCAUUCAUUGUGCCCUACUGUAAACAUCCUGAAUCCCAUAAAGGUCCAAUUAACUUAAAUCAGGAAUGCUUUCAAGGCUCAGUAGGAAGAGGUCUCUCAACACCAUCAGGGUUUUGAGGCUUUUGGACAGAAAAGAGAGCAGGUGUACCUUGCUGAAGUCUCUAGAGAACUAUGGUAUAUGUGUAAUUUUUUGGGAGGUGCUUUGAUUCUGCAGCAGCUGCCAAAAAUGAAAGUCCCAAGAACUCAAUCUUAUUUUACAUAGGACUAAGAAGGAGGAAAAUGUCAGUAGCUGCAUGAUUUAGUGGUAAGAUUUUAUCUUUCUUAUAACUCUAAGGAUACUCUGUACUAUUUGCAACCCAAAUUCUUACUCUUUUAUAUCAGUCUGAAAUUGACUUGUCUGUUUUCAUAGUUUCUGAUAAAUAAACAAAAGAAACAGUUAAAAAAUAUUUUUGAUAUAUCAGAGAUGCUGCACUGACAAUCCAGCUUGAAAUGAUUUUAUAUUUACACCAAUGUGCUGAGUAUCUUUUGUCAGCUACUUUACUAACAGGGUAGCCCCAAAAUUAUUUGGAAUUUUUAAGAGGUAACUGAAUUUGCACUUAGUUAUGCCAGUUCUACAGGGAUAAAGGUACCAAAACAAGGCCCUUACACAGUUUGUCUGUGGCAAUUGAACAUUUUACUAGGUGUUGCCUAAGUACGCCUUACACUGAAAAUAAACACAGAGGGAACAAAUUCCUGAUCUUAACCUAAACUGCCUUAGGAAUGCAGAUUCUUGGCUUCUAUCAUGCUCAUUUGGGAUUUCACACCUGGUCUUUUUUUUAGCUAUUUUAGUAGCUCUGUAAUUAUUUUUCCUCUCACUAAGUAGUUUUUGUGUACGUCAAAACGAAGAGGUUUAUGCUAUUUCCCAUUGCAUACUAAUUCUGUUUUUCUAAAUGAACUGUGUGGUAACAGAUCUUCAUGAAGGCAAGACAAAUGUCAAGCAUCAGGACUAAAAUAAAACCAAUUAUUGUGUAAAGUUCACUAUGCAACUUCACCCAUAUACCUCACUUUUUAGAUGCACUUUACAUGCAAACGCUAAAUUCAGUUGUCUGAUAAUGUUUGCAGAAGUUUUUCUGCCUGUCUUUUGUGCCCUCUUUUGUACCCUUGUUAUUCUAAUAAAACUUGAUCUCUCUCUAUAA